AUGCAACCACCAGCAGCCACGCCGCAGGGCUUGGCCGCCAAGGUAGCAGCUGGCUCGUACGUCGAGGUGCUCUCUUCCAAGCCGGCCAAGACCCUCAUCAAGGCCUUCACCCAGUCUCUCAAGACGGCAACACCGCAAGCCGAGCAAGCCGCCCAGACCGACGAGCAGGAAUCCCUGGUCAUUGCCGUCGCCGCCCUCAACGCCUUCCUGCAGUCCAACGUCACAGGUCCCGUUCUCGAGAACGCGAGGCCUGUGACGGCCCUCUUCGUCGCCGGCCACGGAGACGUCAAGACGCUGCGCAGGGCCUGUCUCGUCGACCUCCAAGUCGACGGCGUGGCCCCCUAUGCCCACAUUCCGCACAUUGAGCUCUUUGCCUUUGCGCGCCGCGUCGUUGCCGCCGCUCCUGCCACGACCAUUUCCGAGACGGCGCCGCUCGCGCUCGACGCCGCGACGACCGUCUCCCUCUCGUGGCUGCGCCUGCGCCUUGCCGUCUGGCACUACCGCCUCCUGGCCCAGCCGUCGCUGUCUGGCGCGUCCUUUGCCAAGACGUCGCAAUGGAUCGACGUGCCGUCCCUCGCCGAGACGGUCACGGCGUCACUGGGGCGCGUGCGCCGACAGCUGUUUGGCGACGCCCACGAUGACGAUGUCUGGGCGCUCGCUUCGGCCGAGGGCGUGCCGUGGGCGCGUCAGGACAAGGUGCAGUUCCUGCUCGAGGCGGCGAAUGCGUGGAUCAUGCUGGGGCGCGACGACAAGGCGCGCGAGGCCCUCGGCGAGGCCACCAGGCUCAACAGGUUCGAGUUUGCGCUCUCGGGUGCCCUGGGCAAGAGGACGCGGUUCCAGGAGAAGAGCAUCAGUCAGCUCGUCGUGCUGGCGCGCAGCGCCACGCACGAGACGGAGGAUACGGCCGUCGCUGACGAGGGCGACGCAGAGGCCGAGGCCAAGCCCGAUGCCCUGGCUCUCAACGACGACACGCUGCUCGAGAAGAUUGACUUUUCCGAGGGCCGUGACGGCGAUGCCGCCCAGUCUGCCACGCUGCCGGCUGCGCUCGUCGAUAUCAAGCCGGACGAGCAGCCGCAGCUCGCGCCCCUGGACCAGAUCAUCCUGCUGACCGAGGCGACGCUCAGGGAUUCCUUCUCGCCCGUCGACACGCUGACGUCCGAGGAGGUGCUGCCGUAUGCCGUGCGCGUCGUUUCGGAGAAGUCGACCAACUGGCAGAUUUACACGCAGGCGCUGCUUGUGCGGUCGAGGAUCGAGAUGCACAGGAGUCGCACUAUUGAGCGGGGCGUGCUGCAGAUGCAGGCUGUGGUCGACCAGGUCGUUGUUGAUACGGAGCAGCCUGCCGAGGCCAAGGACGAGGCCAAGGACGAGGAGAAGGACGAGGGGAAGGACGAGGAAAAGAAGAACGACGACGCAGACGUGCCAGCGAUCGCCGUCACGGCACCUGACCAAGCACCCGAGGCCGACGCGGACAAGCCGACGACCUUCUUCCGCGCCGCUGAAGCCGCCGACUCGGCUCCCGCCCAUGUCCGUCUGCAGUACAUCCACGCGCUCGCGUCUCCGCCGCGCUGGCACCUCGAGUCGGAGCUCGCCUACUCGUGGGCUCACGUCGGCUCCCUUGUGUCUGCCCUCGAGAUCUUCAAGCGUCUCCGCCUCUGGGCCGAGGUUGCGCUCUGCCUCGCCACGGCAGCCGCCGCCUCGGCCGACGACGAGUCUGGACGCGGCAGCGGCGGAGAGGAGAAGGCCAAGGGCAUCAUGCGCUGGCGCCUCUUCCACGCAACCGGCACCACGUCGCCCGUCGACCCAGACGCCGAAGACCUCCCCGAUGACGUUGUCCAUCUGACGCCGGCGCACUUCUCCGGCCCCGAGCGCAGCCCUGCCGUGCCCAAUGCGCCGCGCCUGUUCUGCAUCCUCGGCGACCUCGAGCAGGACCCGAGCCACUACCUGCGCGCCUGGGAGAUUUCCAACCGCCGCUUCGCCCGCGCCCAAAAGUCGCUCGGCGAGUACCACCUCGCCAAGAAGGACCUGCCCGCCGCCCGCGAAGCCUACGCACUGGCCGUCGGCAGCAACCGCCUGAGCCCCGAGCUCUGGUCCCGCCUCGGCGACAUUGACCUCCGCCUCGGCCGCCCCGGCGACGCCGCCGAAGCCUACCGCCGCGCCAUCGCCGCGGCAGGCGACCCCAUCGGCGGCGAGGACGCCCGCACCUGGAGCAACCUCGGCUCGGCGCUGUGGUCGCAGUACCUGCAGGUGAUUGACGACCUGCGCGCCGAGCUCAAGGACGCCAAGCUCGAGGACGCACCCGCUCCCGCCCCCGCCGACGACGAAGAAGGCGACGCGACGGCCGCGACGACGGAGGGCAAGAAGACGCAACAGGACCCCGAGGUCAUCCUCGCGCAGUCCCUCGCCGCCUACAAGCGCGGCGCCACGCUGUCGCAGGACAACUGGCGCAUCUGGGACAACGUCCUCACGCUCGCGACGCGCUCGCACCCGCCCGCCUACACCGACGUGCUGCACGCGCUGCGCGCCCUCGUGCGCAUCCGCGCCUCCGAGACGGCCCUCGACGCUGCCGUCCUGCGCGCGCUCGUCCAGGACGCGCUCAUCUCGCAGCCCAAGCAGGACGUCGACAGCAGCAGCAGCAGCACGACCGGCGUGUACGAGCCGCCCCGCGGCACCCUGGCGCGGGCCGUGGCGUUUUUCCUCGAGGAGGCCGUUGUGCCGCUCAUCACGACGCGGUCGGAGCUGUGGGAGAUUGUGGCGCGCGUGCGGGCGUGGCGGCGCGACUACAAGGGCGCCGUCGACGCCGCGGAGAAGGGCUGGAGGACGGCCAUGGGGAGCGCCUCGGCGCUGGGGGCCAGCGACGGGGGCGCGGCGAAGAGCUGGCUCGAGGACGAGGAGGCCUGGGGCGAGGUCGUGGCGCGGACGGACGAGCUCGUCGGCGUGCUGGAGAACUAUGGCGCCUUGGCCGAGGGCGUGGGCGAGCGGUGGAGGGGCAAGGCGAGGAGUGCGGUGCGGAGCGUCAUGGGCAAGGCCAGGACGGCGUGGGAGGGGAGUGAGGGGUGGAAAGUGCUUGAGAGGCUGGCCGAGGGGCUGGCUUAG
Verticillium dahliae VdLs.17 is the source of this 3093-nucleotide messenger RNA. Its product is annotated as TPR repeat-containing protein. The transcript has a single exon. Lineage: Eukaryota; Fungi; Ascomycota; Sordariomycetes; Glomerellales; Plectosphaerellaceae. The record is from RefSeq and is a predicted model, not a curated record. Gene Ontology annotation, molecular function: protein binding. Bases 1 to 3093 code for a protein of 1030 amino acids.